Plasmodium yoelii is the source of this 1287-nucleotide messenger RNA. Its product is annotated as deoxyhypusine synthase. The record is from RefSeq and is a predicted model, not a curated record. Bases 1 to 1287 code for a protein of 428 amino acids. Gene Ontology annotation, cellular component: cytoplasm. Gene Ontology annotation, molecular function: deoxyhypusine synthase activity. Gene Ontology annotation, biological process: peptidyl-hypusine biosynthetic process. Lineage: Eukaryota; Apicomplexa; Aconoidasida; Haemosporida; Plasmodiidae. The transcript has a single exon.
AUGGAUGGGGUAUUCAAGGAAGUGAACAAAAUAAAAAACGAAAGUGAAACUGAAGAUAAUGAUGAUAACAAUGGAGGUAUAAAUGAUGCAAAAUCUUCUGUAUUUGUAAAAUCAACAAAAAUCCCAGAAAAAACAGAUGUAGUAAAAGGGAUAAAUUUCGAAAAAAAAGUAAAUUUACAUGAAUUUAUUAAUCAAUAUAAAUAUAUGGGUUUUCAAGCAACUAAUUUAGGUAUAGGAAUAGAUGAAAUAAAUAAAAUGAUUCAUUAUAAAUUUUUCGAUAAUAAAGAAGAUAUAAAAAAUGAUUCGAUAACAUAUGAUAAUAAAAAAAAGUGUAUGAUAUGGUUAUCUUUUACAUCUAAUAUGAUAUCAAGCGGAUUAAGAGAGAUAUUUGUUUAUCUAGCCAAAAAUAAUUAUAUAGAUGUUGUUGUAACAACUGCUGGGGGUAUAGAAGAAGAUUUAAUAAAAUGUUUUUCAAAAACAUAUUUGGGUGAUUUCAAUUUAAAUGGAUCAAAAUUAAGAAAAAAGGGAUGGAACAGAAUAGGCAAUUUAAUUGUUCCUAAUGAUAAUUAUUGUAUGUUUGAAGAUUGGGUUCAGCCUCUAUUAGAUAAAAUAUUACGUGAGCAAAAUGAAAAAAACGAGGAAUUAUUUCUAAGAAAACUAGAGAAAAGAAAAAAAAAGAUGGAAAUGGAAAAGGAAAGUCAAGGUCUCAAUAAGUCCAAUCAGCAAUAUUUAUCAUUUGAUGAAGAAGAAGAUGAUAUGUUUUAUUUAAGUCCUUCUGAACUUAUAAAUAGAUUAGGAAAAGAAAUAAAUGAUGAAACUUCUUUAUUAUAUUGGUGUUAUAAAAAUAACAUUCCAGUAUUUUGUCCUGGAUUAACAGAUGGAUCAUUAGGGGAUAAUUUAUUUUUUCACAAUUAUGGGAAAAAAAUGAAAAAUAAUUUAAUAUUAGAUAUAGUGAAAGAUAUAAAAAAAAUAAAUUCAUUGGCAUUAAAAUGUCACAAAUCUGGAAUAAUAGUUUUAGGUGGUGGUUUGCCAAAACAUCAUGUAUGUAAUGCUAAUUUAAUGAGAAAUGGAGCCGAUUUUGCAGUUUAUGUUAAUACAGCUAACGAAUAUGAUGGUAGUGAUAGUGGGGCAAAUACUACAGAGGCAUUAUCAUGGGGAAAAUUAAAAUCUGGAAACAAUAUUAGUCAUGUUAAGGUUUUUGGAGACGCUACUAUUUUGUUUCCACUUAUGGUUCUUAAUUCGUUUUAUCUUCAUAAUCAUGGUGAAAAGGAGAAAAAAAGUGAUUAG